Chrysochloris asiatica (Cape golden mole) is the source of this 2421-nucleotide messenger RNA. RefSeq names its product transmembrane protein 63A (gene TMEM63A). Gene Ontology annotation, molecular function: calcium-activated cation channel activity; nucleic acid binding. NCBI's taxonomy places the organism in Eukaryota, Metazoa, Chordata, Mammalia, Afrosoricida, Chrysochloridae. The transcript has 22 exons. The record is from RefSeq and is a predicted model, not a curated record. Gene Ontology annotation, cellular component: plasma membrane.
GGUAUGAUGACUGACUUCCCAUUCCUGGAGCUGUGGCAGUCCAAGGAGGUGUCCAUCCAUGAGCAGCUGGGCAUUGGGGUCCAACCCAAUGACUCCUACUGCUACAGGUCAGCCCAAAACAGCACAGUGCUCCAGGGGGUCACCUUUGGCGGCAUCCCCACUGUCCUGCUCAUAGAUGUCAUCUGCUUCCUGAUUUUAAUACUAAUGUUUUCCUUCAUAAGAAGACGAUGCUGGGAUUAUGGCCGCAUUGCUUUGGUAUCAUCAGAAACAGAGAGUACAUCCAGAUUCCAAAGGCUGUCAUCUUCCUCCUCAGGGCAACAUGACUUUGAAAAUGAACUGGGAUGCUGCCCCUGGCUGACUGCCAUCUUCCACCUGACUAAUGAGCAGAUCCUAGAGUGGUGUGGAGAAGACGCCAUCCACUACCUGUCCUUCCAGAGGCACAUCAUCUGCCUGAUGGUGGUGGUCACCUUCCUGUCCCUGGGCGUCAUCCUGCCCGUCAACCUUUCAGGAGACCUGCUGGAUAAAGACCCUUACAAUUUUGGGAGGACGACAAUAGCAAACCUACAGACGGACAAUAACCUCCUCUGGCUGCACACCAUCUUUGCUGUCAUCUACCUCAUCCUCACCGUAGGCUUCAUGCGGCACCACAUCCAGUCCAUCAAGUACAAAGCCGAGAGCCUGGUGAGACGGACCCUGUUCAUCACAGGGCUGCCCAGAGCUGCCAACAAGGAGAUGUUGGAGAGCCACUUCCGGGAUGCAUAUCCCACAUGCCAGGUGGUGGAGGUCCAACUGUGUUACAAUGUGGCCAAGCUGAUUUACCUGUGCAAGGAGAGAAAGAAGACUGAGACGAGCCUGACCUAUUACACAAACCUGCUGACGAAGACAGGCCAGCGGACCCUCAUCAACCCCAAGCCUUGUGGCCAGUUCUGCUGCUGUGAAGUACCGGGGUGUGAGCGGGAGGACGCCAUCUCUUACUACACGUGCAUGAAGAACAGGCUGCAGCUGCUGAUCGCAGAGGAAGAGUGCAGGGUUCAGUUCCAGCCCCUGGGAAUGGCCUUCGUCACCUUCCAGGAGAAGGUCAUGGCCACCUACAUCCUCAAAGACUACAAUGCCUGCAAGUGUCAGGGCCUCUGGUGCAGAGGGGAGCCCCAGCCAUCGUCGCACAGCCGAGAGCUCUGCACCUCCAAGUGGACUGUCACCUUCGCCACUUACCCCGAGGACAUCUGCUGGAAGAACCUGUCUAUCCAGGGCCUUCGCUGGUGGCUCCAGUGGCUGGGCAUCAACUUCACUCUCUUCGUGGUACUGUUUUUCCUGACCACACCUUCUAUCAUUUUGACCACCAUAGACAAGUUCAAUGUCACCAAACCCAUCCAUGAGUUGAAUAACCCUAUCAUCAGUCAGUUCUUCCCAACCCUUCUCCUGUGGUCCUUCUCAGCCCUGCUCCCUUCCAUCGUCUACUACUCCACACUGCUGGAGUCUCACUGGACCAAGUCUGGGGAAAACUGGAUCAUGAUGACCAAAGUCUACAUUUUCUUGAUCUUCAUGGUGCUGAUCCUGCCUUCUCUCGGCCUCACCAGCCUGGAUGUCUUUUUCCGCUGGCUCUUUGACAAAAAUUCCUCGGAGGGCCCUGUUCGACUGGAGUGUGUCUUCCUGCCUGACCAGGGUGCCUUCUUUGUGAACUAUGUAAUCGCCUCAGCCUUCAUUGGCAAUGGCAUGGAGCUGCUGCGGUUGCCAGGCCUCAUCCUCUACACCAUUCGCAUGAUCAUGGCCAAGACGGCUGCUGACCGACGAAACGUCAGACAGAACCAGGCUUUCGAGUAUGAGUUUGGCGCUAUGUACGCGUGGAUGCUGUGUGUCUUCACCGUCAUCAUGGCCUAUAGCAUCACCUGCCCCAUCAUUGCGCCAUUUGGCCUCAUCUACAUCCUGCUCAAGCACAUGGUGGACCGGCACAACCUCUACUUUGUCUACCUUCCUGCCAAGCUGGAGAAGAAGAUCCACUUCGCUGCUGUGAACCAGGCCUUGGCAGCUCCCAUCCUGUGCCUUUUCUGGCUCUUCUUCUUCUCCUUCCUGCGCUUGGGUCUGAUGGCCCCCACCACCCUGUUCACCUUCUUGGUGGUACUGCUCACCAUCCUGAUCUGCCUAUCCUACACUUGCUUUGGAUGCUUCAAACACCUCAGUCCUCUGAACUACAAGACAGAAGAAACGGCAGGUGACAAAGAAAGUGAGGCCGAAGCCCCCGCACCCCAACCAUUCACACCUUACGUGCCCCGGAUUCUGAACAGCCUGGCCUCAGAAAAGACAGCUUUGUCCCCACAGCAGCAGACCUAUGGUGCCAUUCGCAACAUCAGCGAGACUCUCCCAGGACAGUGAUUGGCCUACAGCCCUUCGGACAGUGUGGCUGCUGAUGACCAAGAAGCCUGA